Diaporthe amygdali is the source of this 285-nucleotide messenger RNA. RefSeq lists its product as uncharacterized. The coding region runs from base 1 to 285 and encodes 94 amino acids. Lineage: Eukaryota; Fungi; Ascomycota; Sordariomycetes; Diaporthales; Diaporthaceae. The record is from RefSeq and is a predicted model, not a curated record. The transcript has 2 exons.
AUGGUCGCCAUAAUCCGGCUCGGCCUCGUCCUUCUAGCCAGUGCCCUCACAGCACAGGCCUGCACAUACUGCCAGUGCAAGUUCCAAGACAACAGCCACUGCUGCGUGUACUCGGACGCCGCGAUCGGCAACCUCGACUGCACCGAAAUCUGUUCUAAGGCUCACCGAGCUGAUGGUGUGAGCAACAGCGAUGGCACUGCUGGUACGGCUUGCAACGCUGGUGGCAAUUAUGAGUGUAUCUCCUUCAUCACGGCACAGGGCCGGACGCCUUGCUACAAGGAGUGA